This is a messenger RNA of Schistosoma margrebowiei, 415 nucleotides long. NCBI's taxonomy places the organism in Eukaryota, Metazoa, Platyhelminthes, Trematoda, Strigeidida, Schistosomatidae. The record is from the annotation of a GenBank genome assembly.
AUGGCUGAUAUACCUCAUGAAGUAUUUCUCGGAAAUAAUUCACAUUCACUUUUGGCCGUUAUAACCACAACUGAAAUGACAACCAGAUCUUGUUCUUUGGAUCGUAUAAAAAAAAUUUUGUCUUCUUUUAAUUUUCCAAACUUUUUACAUCAAGUUUUAGUUUCUUCAAUAAAUUCAUUAGAUAGUAUAACCGAUUCUGAUGAUGUAGAUGAGAUAAUAAAUGAAGAACCAGAAAAUAUGGUAACAUUUUAUCGACAAGAUCGUUCUACACUAUUUCCACGAGUUGGUAGAUCAGAUACAAGGAGAAUGAAUAAAUUGAGACGAAUUCUAAUGAACAAUCCAGGUUUUACUAUCGGUUCACCGAAACGAGCUGUUCGUAUUGUGCGCUAUGGAAAAUAAUAAAUUGAUCUUUGAU